Physcomitrium patens is the source of this 1838-nucleotide messenger RNA. The record is from RefSeq and is a predicted model, not a curated record. Lineage: Eukaryota; Viridiplantae; Streptophyta; Bryopsida; Funariales; Funariaceae.
CGGAGGGAAAUUCGAGACGGAUAUCGAAACCUGGUGAUAAAGUUUGUGGUGUUGCGUCUUCGACGUGAGGGUUAUAAGAUAUGCGCAGGGUGGCUCCUUGAGAGGACAAGACGUUAGGGCAGUAUAUUACACGGUUUGGGUUUAACAGGGUAGAAGUAGAAUCAGGACGAGUAGGCAACCAUGGCGACCAAAUUUAUGAGUAACAUAUCGAGGACAUUCUCAAACAGCGGUUUCUCUAGGACUUACUCCAGUUCCCCAAAGCCCUUCCACUUCACGAGGCUUCACCAGACGAACACAACUCCACUGCCUCCACCUACCACUAGCAAACUUAAAAAGAGCCAUAGCGCAUGCUGGACCAUCUUUUGCUGCUGCCUCACUGGCUGCAUUUCGAUGCUCAUCACGGCCGCGAUCGUCUUGGGGAUUACAGCACUGAUAUUGUGGCUCGUCUUGCGGCCCAUUCACACGCCGAAGUACGACGUGGAGGACUUCAGAGUCGGCGCAUUUGUCUACAAUCCUACUCCGCGAAGCCUUGAUUCUCAGGUCAGUUUCAUAAUCAAAGCCGACAAUCCGAAUGGCAAGAUCGGCAUCAAGUAUGAGUCGGUCGACAUCGACACCCAAUACCAGUCUCAGUUCUUGGGUACCACUCCCGUCGCCGCUGGAUAUUACCAUGGUCACCGCAACAUCACGAGGUUCCCGGUCACUAUCGCCACAAAGGGACUCAUCUUGGACCCAACCACAGGUGCCACGCUUCAAGGACACAUCGCAACAGGAGAUAUUCCUCUGCUUUUGCACGUGCGUGCCAGAUUUAACCUCAAGAUUGGCGCCAUCACGACUCCCAGCUACACUGUAAAAGUCAACUGCGAUGUUAACAUCAAACCUCCAACCGCAACCACCUCCGCUACGGUGCUUCGAGCCCCGACGUGCAAGAAGGUUUGAGUAAAACGCUGACUUCAACAGAUCUUUAGACACUGCCUCAGGUCCGAUUCCACUUCAAGUCAAGUUCCUACUCUAACCUCUAAGUAGAUUCUUCGUUCUAUCCUCUGCAACCCUCACAACAUCGAGCAGGAAUUCCCAGAACACGCAGUCGGGUAAGAGCCCAGUGAACUGCAGUGCUUGUCAACUGUGCGCCGAUAGUUUGGGCGUGGGCCACAAACAAUUGGAAAGAGCGUAGAGCGCGACCGCUGUUCUUGCACCAGCAUGAACAAAACCCCGCAUCUUUGGCCGAAGUAGACACAACAAACUGCGAGUCAUCGGUUUCCGAGUGCCGAGUUUCAGGUCCCAUCUAGGCAUCCAAUUUUGAACAACUCUUGUUGCAAGCUCUUCAACGUUGGUGCAGGCUCUUGCGAGUGGCGCAAAGGCACGAGGCUGCCACCAUCAGCGCUAGCGAUGGAAAUCUAGUCAUUGUGGAGGGUGCGGUGCGUGCUCCAGGCUCACUCAGACGAGCUCACAUGAGCAAUGAGCUUCAACGUGUUUUUUCGCCACAGAUUGUCAUCUUCUUUCCUCUUGGCACGCUGCUUUGUUGUUCUCAUACGAGAGCAGAGCAGCUAGUUUCGUGUCUGGGACGCAUUCGUCGUGCCGUGAAUAUCGUCCUCCAUUCGCCGACGUCGUCACCGACGGCAUGAAUCGAAAGAUGCGUGCCGAAUUGUGUGCACAGAGAGAGAGAGAGAGAGAGAGAUGGAUUGAUAGUUCAGUCCAUUGAAUGCCUCCACAUUGUUUCCGGAGAGUACAUUGGAUUUUGGUAGAUAGUGUUUGCGAUGGCUUUUAAAGUGAGAGGUACUGCAUAUAUCACAAUAUAUGAGACAUUUUUACAAUAUAUAUAUAUGAUUUUUUUAAACUCA